CAGCAGUUGACUUGUGCAUGUUCAGGUUCAAGUUUACGAGUGCAGUUUGUGAAAAUCGUGUUUGAAUAUGGCAACCCAGGAAAAUGAUCAGGGUGAUGUGUUUCCAGAUUCUACUCUCCAGUCCACUCCGAAGGUUUCAUUGAGAGAAAGACAGAGCAUGGCUGAGAAGCCAGUCAAGAUUGGCACCCGGGUAGAGAUCAUCGGGAAAGGAUGGUUAGGAAAGGUAGCAUUUGUUGGAACAACAACUUUUGCAGCAGGCAAAUGGAUUGGUGUUGUACUGGAUGAACCGAAGGGAAAGAACAAUGGAACCGUGCAAGGCAAGAAGUACUUCUCAUGUCCUGAUAAUCAUGGGAUUCUUAUUCGACAAUCGCAGGUCAGUAUCUUAGAUGAUGGAGACCGCACCCCUUCACCCGUAACCACGCCCGCUUCAUCUAGCAGCAUUCCGAAACCUUCCGCAGCCAAGGGCAAGGUUGAUAGUGCCUUAGCGUCCAAGCAGUCGAGAGCUGCAAUGUACGCCAAAAAGUUGACAGAACGCAAUUUAGAGAAAAGUGCCAAUAAUGGUGGUAGAAAGUCAUCCAUUCCUUCGUUGAUGCGGCGGUCCGGCGACAUUCCAACCCCGCGAAGAAGCUCCUCCCCAUCUGGUAUCCAAGCGCCGAAGUCUAUCCAACGCCCGUCGACCAAGCCAGGCACCAAGAUCGGAAAGCCUGCAUCUUCCUCCUCCUCCUCUUCCAAUGCCCCUUCACCAACUCCGGCCUCAGCCCAGGCCCCUGCCCCCGAGCCGUUGGCCUCAGUGAGUAGCCAGGGUGAUGGAUCCUCGUCGGAGGAGGCGGAGAUCCUCAAGCUGGAGGUGAAGGAUCUCCAGGAGAAGCUGGAUACGUUGAAGAUGAAGAGGGCAGAGGACAGGGCCAAGCUGAAGGAAGGGGAGAAGAUGAGGAUUCAGCUCCAACAGCUCCAAGAGUUCAAGUCCAAGAUGAUGGAGGCCAAGGUCGAUCUUGAACGCCAGCUCCAGGAGGCCAAGAACGAAGCCAGAGAGGCCGUGGAGGAGAGGGAGCGCCAUGCAGAGGAGAUGGCUGGUGUCGCAGAGACCAUCGAAAUGGCUACCCUCGAUAAGGAGAUGGCUGAGGAGAAAGCUGACACCCUCCAACAAGAGGUGGACUCGCUCAAAGAGCGUGUGGAGGAGUUGACCCUUGACCUUGAGCUGUUGCGUAGUGAGAUCGAAGAAGGAGGAACGGAAGGUGCAUCAGCCAGCUACCAACUGAAGCAGCUUGAACAGCAGAACAAUCGUCUCAAGGAAGCUCUAGUCAAACUGCGUGACCUGUCAAACACUGAGAAACAGGAGCAUCAGCGAGCUCAGAAGGACAAGGAGAAGCUGUCUCAAGAACUCAAAGACAUCAAGGCACAGAAAGACAGUACCAACAAAGCUCUUAAGGAUGCAGAAAAUACCAUCAUUGAACUGAAAGAACAGGUGGAUGCUGCACUAGGAGCAGAGGAGAUGGUGGAGAGCCUGACUGAAAAGAAUCUUGAGAUGGAAGAGAAGUUCCAGGAACUAGAGGCCACCAUGGCUGAUCUCGAAGCGAUGAAUGAUAUGAACGAGGAGCUCCAGGAGAACGCGAGGGAGACAGAGAUGGAGCUGAGGGAGGAGCUAGACAUGUCCAAGAGCCAGAUCUCUCAAUAUCAACUCAAGAUAAAUCAAUUCCAGGAGAACAUCCAAGAUCACCAGGAGACCAUUGCCAAGUUCAGGCAGCUCACUGCUUCCCUUCAGGAAAAGAAUCGUGAUCUGCUGAACCAGACCCAGUCCAGUGAAGCCGAUAGCUCCCCAUCCGAGGCUCCUGCGUAUGACUUCACUACCAAGUUUACUGAAGCAAAAGUGCAGUCUAAGACUAUUGAGGUUGAGCUUCGUAAGUUGGAGGUGAACCAAGCCAACGAGCAUAUCCGUCUCCUCACAUCCUUCAUGCCAGACUCAUUCCUACGCAGAGGAGGUGACCAUGAUUGUGUCCAUGUACUGAUGUUGGUGUCUCGCAUGCUGGCCAAGUCUAAGCUUCUCAUCAGUCACAUUAAAGAUAAGGCUGAUAUACCGGAGACAAUGAACCGAGAGCAGGUACUUCGUCAUAACCAUGGGGAGCAGCUCUCUUUCUUCAACUCACUCACCUUCAUGAUGCAUAAACUGAGGACGAUCCUCAACAAGUAUCAUACUGCCCUUAGUACCUGCAGUGUGGAGCUCUUCUGCAAGAUUGGAACGCUUUUCCCUGAGAUAGCACCACAUGAACGAUGUGUUGAUCACAUGCUAGAUCUCUUGAAAAAGGAUCAGCUUGACGAGAAUGUCUCCAUGGAGUCCCUGGAGCGAGCCAUUGAAUACCUAGAGCAUCUCUACAGCGUUCAUCUUCUCCAGGAGGAGAUUGAUACUACUAACCUCAUGGCAAAUCAUAUUUCUUUCAUGUCGUCUGGAUCCGACUGUGUCGCCCUCGAGGUCAAGAAAUUAAGAGUUCUCAUGCAGGCCAAUCAAGAGACGGCUGAUUUCUCAAUCUUGAUGCGUGAUAUGGAGAGUACUAACACAGAUCUCAAACAGUUCGCAAGAAUGAUUCGUCGACGUCUACCAAGCCAAGCUUUGGAGUCUACCAUGGAUGGUCCUAGUCCAGGCCCAACCUCAAUCUCCUAUGGUGUUGAUGUUCAAAACUCGCUUUAUGAGAGUGCUGAUCUUAUGAUGAAGGUGGUAACCGCUUUGAAGGACUGUGGACACCAUGCCAUGAAGCAUGCUAGCUCUCUUGCUGACGAGGCAGUGAAGAACAAAAACAAGUCCGAUGAAGAGGAGGCCAAAGAUACUGAUGGUAUACCUGUGAAGAAGUUGGAACAACUUGCCGAUAGGUCAUCGGAACUUGCCUUUGGAAAGGCUGACAAGGGACCAUACCAGAGCUUCAGGGAAUGCCUGGUAAAGGCCAUGGUGAUUCUGAAUAAGAUCAGCACAGCAAUGCAAGAGGGAGAAUAUGAUGCUAACAUUCCACAAGACAAGAUCCAACCCCCAGUUGAACGCCGUGCAGUAAAAGUGAAGUCAGAGAUAUGUGAUGCCGAAGGACUUGGUCAUAAACUCGAGAGUAAGGAAAGUGAGAUGAAAGAAAUGAAACGACAACUCAAACAAAAGCAAGAUGAAGUGAGUACAAGUCAGGUCCGUCUUGGUCUGGUUGAGAAGAAACUAGAGAACGCAAGCCGUGAUGCUGAGGACAAGGUCCGCAAGGUUGAGCAGAAGCUGUCUUCGGCUCAAGAACAGGCAAAGAAAAAAGAAAAAGAGUUUGAGGCUACCUUAGACCAUAUGCAGGUGGACAUUGAUUCUCUUGAGCAAGAGAAGAGUGAACUCAAGCAGAGGCUGACUCAACUAUCCAAGAGGACAUUGCUUGACAGCAUUACCAGGACCACACCACAGUCUGGUGUCGCUGUGGCUAUGUCAGGAGGGGCUGGACAAGGUUCUGGUUCACCUGCCGGCCCUGCAGUAGGGUCAGGGGGCGGAGGUCAGGUCAUGGUCAAAGAUUCUCCCAUGUUACUGCAACAGAUGGAAACACUACGCUAUGCCCUCAGGCAUGUUAAGCAUGAGAAUAUUAGAUUGAGGGCUCAGAAAAUGAAGAGUAUCAUGGAUGAAUUGCCACCUCUGAAAGUCCCCAAGAAGCCUGUUGGUAUAGCCAGCCCUACUGGGUUUGUGAAGCUAGAGACCGAGGCUUCUUCAGAGAAAGAGGAGGACACCACUGCAUCACCCAGCAAAGAUGUGGCUCAACUUACCAGGAACACUCGCAAACUCAUGCAGGAUUUACACAACCUUGCCUGUCCUACUGUGGUUGAUAUAAGCCACCGUAAACCAGGCACCGUGCCGGCCCUGGAGAAGGCCACGCCCAAGCACCAGCUGGUUGAUAGGAACUGCCGCAUCCAAGAUAUUAGCAAGAACCUCACUCAGUUGAAAAUUGAGGUGCAGAAGUUGGUGACAUCACUGAAGCCUGGGGCGCAUGUCAAAUCUGCCUUCAGUCAAUUCACUUCAACUGAAUAUUCCAAGGUCCAAGAGGAGAAAGACCAAGCAACCAAUCUAGGUAAAGUCUACAUCCCUCUAGCGUCCGGACAACAACCGACGUCUUACUCCCUCAAUCUACAGCCCCAUCAGCUCAAACAGCUCUAUGCUAGGGUCCUAUCAACAUAAAGCAUGUCCAUGUAGUCCCACAUGCUUUAUAUCAUGUGAUGAUUAAUGUAUUUAUGUGUAGUUGUUCAACUAAAGUAAUCGAUUGUGUUACCCACAUGUGCUCACCCCGCUUGAAUCAGUGAUUUAAAGCCAUUUCAGUCAUGUUUACAUAGGUAUAUUAUAUUACCCAGCAAUCAUAAAACUAUGAUUGGGUUAAUUAUGUGUUUUUUCAGAUUUCCAGAGUUCAUUUCCAAAUCAGUAAGUAUAAGAAAAUGAAAAAAAGAAAAAUAUGAAUAAUAGGAGAUUGAAUAAAGCAGACACAUUUGUGAAGCUUUAUUUCUUAUUGAGAUUAAAGUUCAAACUUUGAUUUUUUUUCACCACCCAAAAUGUUAUUAUUUUUGUAGUGGAUACAAAAUGAAUUAACGAAUAUAAUUAUUGAGAAGAAAUAACACAACUUUGGCCGUGCCACAUUAAAGCUUGUAGCACAGUUGAUUUAUAGCUGUAAUGAAUUAUGUAAAAUAUUGUUGCCCUGUAUUACGUUUGUUUAAAACUGAUAACCUGGGCCUUUUAUUGUAAUUGAUUCCCUCUUUUUAUGAAUAAAAGGUGAUUUAUAAAAAAAAAUGUAUUAUGUAAUCUUGUAGAAAUUAAGAUUAUGAAACAGUAAUAUAUUGGUUGUAAAAUCAAAGGAAUACAUACUUUGGUUUGAUGUAAAUGAAAUAGAUUCUUUAAUUCAGACCAAUUUGUAAUGCGUGGACUUUGUGAAUUAGAAUUCAUACAACACCACUUUAUCUGUAUGUAUACAAUAUGUGUACCAAUAUUAAACAGCAAAUUAAAGAAGAAAAUAUUCACUUUUUAAUAGGGUUUAUCGACAUUGUGGGAGAUUUUUUAACAAAUGAAUCUCUCAGUACAAAUACCUUUGAUGAAAUCUUGGAAUAGGCAACAAAAAUAAAAGAUCUUUAAUCGUGAUAUAGAUGGACCUCAUGGUAAUUCAACUAAGGAUCCCUACACUAUCAAGGCCAUACAUCAUGCUUUAUAAUACAGAGCCUGUCUGAAGAUUUGAUACAAAAUAAUUUUGCUCCUGCAUAAAUCUGUUGACUUGUUAAUUCUGUAAUUCCCAUAGGAUUUUGCUCAGUAACCUCCAGAUUGUGGUUGGCAAUAGGUUAAAUGCUUCCCAAAGCAAACGUAUAUGUACAUGUACAGUAUCAAAUGCCGUGACCUUAUUUAUUUAGACCAAUUAUGUAAAUAAAAGGGUAGAAAAGUAAUUGUUUUUGCCAUUAGGAGUCAAAGCCUAGUAAUAGACCUUAAGAGAGUUCAUCACCUCUAUUUGUAAUGCUUUGAGGGACAGAUAUUUCAGUGUGCAAUAUGGCAGUAUCCUAGAAUAUAAGAACAUUUUCAACUUUGUUUAUUGUGUUAAGGGAAUAGCGUUCAUAAUUUGUAUUUUUUUCUUUUUAUAAAAUUGCUAAGUCUCUUUGUGGUGAUAAAUAACUUAUUGUAUUUACAUUUAUUUUUUGAAGGUGAGGUGAGAAUCUCCUGUCAGACCUGUUCAACACA
This is a messenger RNA of Lytechinus variegatus (green sea urchin), 5704 nucleotides long. It is a transcript of the gene dctn1, whose product is annotated as dynactin subunit 1-like. The transcript is spliced from 34 exons. NCBI's taxonomy places the organism in Eukaryota, Metazoa, Echinodermata, Echinoidea, Temnopleuroida, Toxopneustidae. The coding region runs from base 68 to 4174 and encodes 1368 amino acids. Gene Ontology annotation, cellular component: microtubule associated complex; spindle pole; kinetochore. Gene Ontology annotation, biological process: establishment of mitotic spindle orientation; nuclear migration. The record is from RefSeq and is a predicted model, not a curated record.